UUUGACCCGCCGUUGGCGGUUUUCGGUGGAGGCAACGUACGGAUAUAGUGACGACGAUGGAAAGGGAAGCGGAGGCCAGGGACCGGUCGAUAAGUGGACCAAUUGGACGGUCUCGCCCUCUGGGCUGGAGGAAGCAAGGACUAUGUCCUCCCUGGCUCUUUACUCUGCUGGUGAUGGGUGUGUUCGUCGCCUUGGCUGUGGAGCAGGGGAUGGUUAUGGCGUUGCGGACCCCCCAGGAGCUGCUAAUGGGUGCUCGUAUCAACCGUCUGCGCAGUCGAUCGCACUUACACGACCUCAAUCGAGCGGGGAACUUGAAUUGCGCCGCAGACAAGCGUAUGGAUGCUAUUACGGCGCAGGGCGGGGCGUGCGUGAGUGAUGAUAAAGCGGCCUUAGCUGCAGCCAACCAGUGCAAAUGGUUUGGAGACUACAAGUUCGUCACGGAGCUCGUGUCUUGUGGAGGGGGCGAUCCGUUGAACGCCUGGGUCAGCAAUGCAACCACUCGCGCUGUACUGGUGGAUCCGUCGUACAGGGACAUUGGUGUAGCCAGCCGUAGCGUGAAGGGGGGGAGAUAUUGGGUUGUGAUUGUUGGUACCACUUAGAACGUCCAUACGUGGAGUGAUUAGAUGGAAACGAAAAUGUUUCGCAGAAUUGCUUGGGCCAGAUUAGAAAGCAGAGCACGCGUAGCGGACAUUCUGAAGAAAAGUCACUACCCACAGGUGAGGCUGGACGGGGUGGGAGAUCAAUAAAUGGUUGUGUGGUGUCGUGACUCAUGAUCAUCUGCAGACUCUGUGCGGAGGAGAUUGCUAUCUCUUUCUCCUCCGCCAUCCAGGACAGCUUCCCAGGUCUACCAUCAAAGAUCUUUCUGUCGACGUACUCUUCGGACUAUGUGGACUGGGCAGUGGGCAGUUCGUGAUCUCUCUCUCUCUCUCUCUCUCUCUCUCUCUGUGUGUGUGUGUGUGUGUGUGUGUGUGUGUGUGUGUGUAUUUUCGUGUGUGUGGAUGUGUUUGUUCGCACGUGCAACAACGGCAACACUAGGAGAGGUUUUGGAGCUUGUAGAAAGUUUUCACUAUCAUGAAAGAGCGAUUACUUGCCUUCCUGCUUGGUUACUCUUUGUAAGCCGACCAAGGGGACUUCGGAGUUCCUGAUCGAUAUUAGUUGUCUGUGUGGCUGGUUGCUUGCGUGCACGAGAGACACUACUACAGGUGUCGAAAGCACUCCGUGAAUGGGACGAGGACAUCAUGUGAAGGAGUGUUGGAUACUGUGUAAAGCAGUUGAAAUAGGGUUAGCUGGAGGGGUUAAUUUUGGCUGAAUUACACUGAAAGGAAGGGUGGUCCAAUAGAUUUGUCGAUAGGGUCGUGUCUGUGCCUUAAUUCCCACAAUAAAUGUCGAAUUAUAUCGAUUAGAGGGACGUGCAUGAGAGCGGGUGCUGAAGAUUUGAAUGACGUCUAGGUUGCGUAGUUGAAGAUGAUGUUAGGUGCACUUGUUCAAUUCCUUGUUGAAUGGCGCUGAAGAGUUGUUUGGUGCUGAAGAGUUGAAUGGCGUCUAGCGUGUAAGUGAAAAGGUGAUGUUCGUACAAUACCUUGUUGUUAACUUUGCACUGUUUGCAGCUCGUUCUAAAUCUUCGGAUAUCGAAAUACAAGAAAGAAACCCUUCGUCCUUGAAUGGGGAUUAUCAGGGCCGCGCUGAUGUUAUGCACAUUUUGGUUACUGUAAUCAGUGUAAUGGGCAGCGCUACUCAAGUUGUGAAGGUCUCUCGUCGAUUGUUUGCAAUCACCAAGUUGGUGAUGAAGAGUGGACGUUUUGGUGCGCUUGUUGAACUUUGUCUUCUUGAGCAAGAUAUUGCUAUUGGGCCAACCAACCGAAAUGAACAAUCCAUUGUCUA
This is a messenger RNA of Chara braunii, 1881 nucleotides long. The record is from the annotation of a GenBank genome assembly. NCBI's taxonomy places the organism in Eukaryota, Viridiplantae, Streptophyta, Charophyceae, Charales, Characeae.